Molecule: messenger RNA, 804 nt
Organism: Apiotrichum porosum
Lineage: Eukaryota; Fungi; Basidiomycota; Tremellomycetes; Trichosporonales; Trichosporonaceae
Exons: 4
Coding region: 1-804 (267 amino acids)
Source: RefSeq, a predicted model, not a curated record
AUGUGCCAGAAGGGCGGCAAGCAAUAUCAGCCAUACCAUGGCAGCGACUCGCCACCAGCACCCUCCACCAGCGCGUCGCCAGGCCGCCGAGGCCCAUUCAAAAAGGCCAAGCAGCCCGGCUUUGUCGUGCCCAUCAUCUCGGUGACGGAGGCGCCUGUCGACGAGUCCGAGGACGGCCUCGUGAGCAGCCCCGACUCUCCUUUCCCAGACCCCAUGAGCGAGAAGACCGAGCAACUGCAGGACCAGUACCAGCACCAGCACCAGAACCACCAACCACCACAGCCCGCGCAGUCGCCACAGACUCAGCAAGUGCACCAGGCGCAGAAGCGCGAGCAGGUGCUGCGCAAGUACGAGCAGCACAAGCCGCGGCCAGCGACAAUCGUCAUUGACGAACGCCCGUCCCAGGACAUCCUCCGGCAGUCGCAGGACGGCCGCAAGUCGCAGGACGGUCGCAAGUCGCUGCACGAGGACCGCCUGCGCCAGGCGCGCCAGCAGCUCAACAAGGCCCAGGGCGUGCUCGACGACAACAUUGAGAGCAUCGACGAUGGACCCGGGACGCCGCGCCGCAAGCCCGGACGUGUCGGUGUGAGGCGUUCUGAAUCGAUCGCAGAGGGCUCGGCCAACUUCAAGCACCAGACCAAGCACCAGAACGUCCAGAAUGCGCUUGACGCCAAGCGCCGCGAUCGUCGCCGCGUCGUGACUCUCUUUGUCAUUGUCGGUGCUGGCGUGGUCAUUUUUGCCGCCGUCCUCGUCGCCGUGGUUGUCGUCGUGAUCAAGAAGCAGAACUCGUCGAGUUCUAGCUAA